This is a messenger RNA of Aspergillus brunneoviolaceus CBS 621.78, 2000 nucleotides long. Its product is annotated as CAIB/BAIF family enzyme. Bases 211 to 1938 code for a protein of 575 amino acids. The transcript is spliced from 4 exons. Gene Ontology annotation, molecular function: catalytic activity. NCBI's taxonomy places the organism in Eukaryota, Fungi, Ascomycota, Eurotiomycetes, Eurotiales, Aspergillaceae. The record is from RefSeq and is a predicted model, not a curated record.
ACUCCUUUGCCGAAACGUCGCUUUUUCUGGCGGGCCUUGAUCUACAUAUAUCUGGGUCCGUUUCCCCCUCCCCGGAUAGACCGCGUGGGUUUCCUUUUUGCUUUCCCUCAUACUGACUUGCGGAAGUACUUGCCGUCUGCAGGAAGCGCGACUCCAACGAUAUCGGUCUGGAUUUCAAGAAGGUUAGUCUUAUAAUCAUAUAACGAGAGUAUGGCGGCCAAUUCGGAGAGCGGCGUCCAAUACUCGCCUGUCCGCGAGGCGGGUCGCAUUUUCAACCAUCUCUGCGACCAAGCCGAAUGUCUCAGCUUGCCUGCGGAAGUAGCGGAGCGCAGGGAUGCUGUGUCAUUCACGUCCACCCAUGACCAGAUAUAUUACCCGAUCCCGUUCAAAGAGACUGAGACCUUGGCUGCGUUGAAAGGUGUGGAGGGAGCAGUGGCAGGCGCAAUUGCUGAUUUGCGGUAUGGACUAUCAAAUCAAGCGCGGAAUGUCAAGGUGAGCCUCGAGCGGGCCACCGCUUUUGGUUGCCAGGCGUACAUGGCCAAGGUGGAUGGAUUGUCCAAGUUGGAUCCGGAAGUGAAGAAGAAGCUGAAAGACACGGACUUGCUCGCAGCCCAGUCGAACGGCUACCGUCGGAUGUCGGCGAAUCUGUACAAGACCAAGAACAAGGACGAAUACUUCCACAUUCAUGGCUCACUAGAGGCUACCACGACGCUGAACAUGAUUGGAUUGGAGGGUCAACGGCCGGAUCUGACCGAUUAUGAGGAGAUCAUCAAGGUCAUCGAGAGCCAUGUGCAGAAAUACUCCGCGGCGGAGUUAGAGGAGAUGAACAAGGAGAGAAGACAGGCCGGUGUGACGGCAAUCAAAUACGAGGACUUUAUCCAAACUCCCCAUGGCAAACUCAACGUCCAGGAACCGGCUUGGAAGGUGACCCGUUUGAGCGGCGACCUGCCUCCCACACCAUUCCCUGCUAGUCGCAGCGGCAGCAAGAGGAUCCUCGAAGGGGUUAAGGUUCUGGAGCUGUGCCGUAUCAUUGCUGGGCCUACGGUGGCACGUAUCUUGUCGGAGUAUGGUGCCGACGUUUUGAAGAUCACCAGCCCUAAGCUGUCUGAUGUUCCCUUCUUCCAGGUGGACGGCAACAUGGGCAAGCAUGCUGCUGACUUGGAUCUCAAGUCUGAGGACGGUCGGCGUCAAUUCGAAGAGCUUUUGGCUGACGCCGAUGUUCUCGUGGACGGAUACCGCCCAGGGGCUCUCGAGAAGCUAGGGUACGGACCGGAUGCACUUGCCGCACUGGCUGAGAAGCGCGGCAAGGGUAUUGUGGUUGUGAAUGAGAACUGCUUUGGAUACGAGGGUGAAUGGGCUGGCCGCCCAGGCUGGCAACAGAUUGCCGACUGCGUGAGUGGUAUUGCAUGGGCACAGGGUGAAUUCAUGGGUCACUCGGCCCCAAUGGUUCCCCCGUUCCCCAUCUCCGACUACGGCACCGGAUGUAUGGGAGCAAUUGCAGCAUUGACGGGUCUCUACCACCGCGCGAAGCAGGGCGGCUCCUACCACGGCAAAGCUUCGUUGAUGCAUUAUGAUCUGCUGCUCUUUGCCGUUGGCAAGUACUCGGACGCCAUCCAAGAGCAAAUGCGCGCGGCGCAGCCCCCCGAGUUCUUCAAGCUGCGGCACUGCGACAGCGUGGAUCGAAUCUCUUCGACCGUGCUGAAGAUCAUGCAGGCCCGAUUCCCCCACCUCUACGCGGCUCCUGAACAAGCGGGAGAGGAAGCCCUCACUGAGAUCUGGUACUCCAAGGCCUAUGGAGGGGACAUUGAGAUUGUGCGGCCCAUCACGGAAAUCGAUGGUGUGGAGAACAGUUUCAUCCGAGCCAGCCGGCCUAAUGGCACGGACCGGGCGAGUUGGGAGGAUUUCGAGCAGCAAGAGGAGGAUUUUCGGAAGGUUUAGGUUUGACGCUUGGUAGAAGUCUUUGUACAUAUUCGGAGAAGUAGCAGCAUGCACAUCCUGAU